Sphaerulina musiva SO2202 is the source of this 2025-nucleotide messenger RNA. RefSeq lists its product as uncharacterized. Gene Ontology annotation, molecular function: protein binding. The coding region runs from base 1 to 2025 and encodes 674 amino acids. The transcript has 2 exons. Lineage: Eukaryota; Fungi; Ascomycota; Dothideomycetes; Mycosphaerellales; Mycosphaerellaceae. The record is from RefSeq and is a predicted model, not a curated record.
AUGGCUGACAAGCUGCUGCGGCGACCUCUGUACGUCUUUGACUUGCCAGAGGAAAUCCUGUAUACGCUACAGCUCAAGGCUCAGACCGCACCACCACCUCCCCCUCCAGACGCAGCGACGCCAUCGCCCUCCCUACCGCCCUCGCCAUCGCCCCAUGGUAUUGCGCAGCAGGAUGAUGGACCUGCAAAAGCCACUUCAUGUGCGCUAUGUGGCUUGACCUUCCCGAGUCUCUUGGAGCAGCGAAGCCACAUACGAUCAGACCUCCAUGGAUACAACCUCAAGCAGAAGAUACGAGGGAAGAAGCCCGUGGAUGAGAAUGAGUUUGAGAAGUUGGUGGGGCAACUCGACGAGAGCAUAUCCGGCUCAGAUACAUCGGACACGGAAGAUGAAGAAGAUGAGAAGAAGGACUCGACGCUGAGCGCAUUGCUGAAGCGCCAGGCGAAAAUCACCGACGGCGAUGCUGAUGAUGCGCCCACGCUGAAGAGAAAGCGUGGGUCAGGCAAGCCGCCCUUCCUGUGGUUCUCGACUCCGAAACUACCUUCCAACACCUCCCUCGGCGUGUAUCGCUCAAUCUUCACGUCGAAAGAGCAGGAACAGGAGGACAAGCUCCUCGAGAUCAUCAAGGAAAAGCAGCUUGCGCCUAAGCCGCAGCCAUCACACCAGAAGAAGCAGAAGUCUGCAGAGGAGGAGGAAGAUGGUGGAGGAGGAGGAGUGCCAUUGCCAGCAUCAAUGAUACAGAAAGGCACCAGCGCCGAUGGGCCUCACUACUUCCUCUGUAUGAUCGGUGGAGGCCACUUCGCUGGCAUGCUGGUCUCUCUCACGCCCAAGCUCACCAAAAAGGCCGGUGCAGAAGACAGGACUGCCACCGUCAUUGCGCACAAGACAUUCCAUCGCUAUACGACGAGACGGAAGCAAGGUGGCUCGCAAUCUGCAAACGACAACGCCAAGGGCAAUGCUCACUCUGCUGGCUCGAGCAUUCGAAGGUACAACGAGUCUGCUUUGAUCCAGGAGGUGAGAGAUCUCCUCGCGGAAUGGAGAGAGCUCAUCGACAGCGCCGAGCUGUUAUUCAUCCGUGCCUCAGGGACCACCAACCGGCGAACACUUUUUGGACCCUACGAUGAACAGGUUCUCAAUUCACGAGAUGACCGGAUCCGUGGCUUUCCUUUCAAUACGCGACGCGCGACGCAAUCGGAGCUGAUGCGGGCCUUUGUGGAACUCACGAGAGUGAAAGUCAGCACCGUCGAUGAAGCUGCUCUCGCGAAACAGGCUGCGGAAGAAGCUGCCAUUGCCACUGCGAAGGCCGAGGCCUUGGCCAAUAGCAAGAAUUCCGCUACAAAGCCUGCCAAGGUUUCGAAGGAGGACGAGGAGGCUGCUCUACACACUCAGCAACUCCAAGCACUGAUACGGCGCUCCAAAGCCCCUGGACUGCAAUCCUAUCUACAAUCCAACAAGCUCGAUUCCAACUUCCGAUUCUUCCCUCCUGACCAAAACCGUCAUGCCCCCACACCACUCCACCUGGCCGCCGCUUCGAACAGUCCCGCCUGCAUAUCGACAUUGCUGACCAAGAUCGGCGCAGACCCUACGAUCCGAAAUGAAGAUGGGAAGUCCGCCUUUGACAUCGCAGGUGAUCGUGCGACUCGGGAUGCCUUCCGACUCGCUCGGGCGCAAGUGGGUGAAGAACGAUGGGCAUGGGACAGCGCCGGUGUGCCCGUGGCUUUGUCGCAAGCAGACGUGGACGCGCGAACUGCACGGGAGAAGGAAGAAAAAGCUGCGGAAGAGGCGGCCGAGAAGAAAAGAAGAGUGACAGAGAUGGAACGCAUACGAAAGGAAGAUUCGGAGAAGGUGAAUGCUCGACAGGAAAAGAAGUUUGGCAAAGGUCACACGAUGGCAAAGCCGCAGAUGACGGCGGAAGAAAGGCGGGCGGAAGAGGCGCGGGGCAUGACGGAUGAAAUGCGCUUGAAGCUGGAGCGAGAGAAGAGAGCGCGAGCGGCUGAGGAGAGGAUGAAGCGACUGGCUGGGAAGUAG